GAUGAGCUAUGCCACCCUGGGGCGGAAAGAGUCUUCGCAGAGCUGAGGCGCAAAUAUUGGGUAUUGAGAGGUCGGGAGGCUGUGAAGCGACAUCAGCACCACUGUGUUAAGUGUCAGAUGUGGCGUGGGAAACCAGAGGUUCCAAGGAUGGCUGAUUUGCCCCCUUCCCGCCUACGGUUAUUCAAGCCAGCCUUCCACUCUACUGGUGUUGACUGCUUCGGCCCAUAUAACAUCCGUGUGGGUCGUCGUAGUGAGAAAAGAUGGGGCAUAAUAUUUAAAUGUAUGACUACAAGAGGAGUCUACCUAGAUCUGUUGAAUAGCAUUGACACUGACUCGUUCCUGAUGUCACUCCGCCGGUUUGUUUCACGGAGAGGGACCCCCUGUGAGCUGUUGUCUGACCAGGGGACGAACUUCAAGAGUGGCCAGAGAGAGUUGAAGGAGGCGUUUGCCGCCCUACAACCAACCUUGCAGUCCUUGCUUGCUAAGCAGCAAAUCAAGUUCCGGUUCAACCCGCCUGGAGCCCCUCAUUUCGGAGGCACCUGGGAGCGAGAGAUAAGAUCUCUGAAAGCCGCCCUCCAUACAACACUUGGUGGUCAGUCCGUCACAGAGGAAGUGCUAAGGACAGUCCUUACAGAAAUAGAAGGUAUUCUGAAUUCGAAACCGCUGGGUUAUGUGUCAGCGGAUGUGGCAGAUGUCGAUCCAGUUACCCCAAACUGCCUUCUGAUGGGGCGGCCGGACUCCUCGCUACCCCAAGUGGUCUACCCCGCCUCCGAAAUGCUAACAAGCAAACGCUGGCGCCACAGCCAAGUCUUGGCGGACCAUUUUUGGUCACAUUUUAUCAGAAGGUACCUACCUAGUCUUCAGCCCAGAAGCAAAUGGACCAAAGACACAGACAACCUCCAGGCCGGAGCGGUGGCAAUGAUCGUCGACCAGCACCUCCCUCGGGCCCUGUGGCCAGUGGGUGUGGUGAGCCAUACUACUGCAGGAGCUGAUGGGAGGAUCAGAUCUGCGACGGUUCAAGUGAAGGACCGGGCCUACACUAGGCCUGUUUCUAGACUGAUUCGGUUGCCCGCCCUGCCUGAGGAUAAUAAGACUGAUUAACCUUUAUUCCCUACAGGUCUGAUUAGAGUGUUAUGUCCUUUUUUGUUGUAGGCAAAUUUCCAUGGCAAAUUUGGGGGCGGCAUUGUUAAAAAGGCCAUAUAUGGUAUUAGAAGCGGUCAUGUGACCAAGUAGUUACGUUCCUUUUCAGUUAAGCCCCGCGAGUUUAGUGAUGGAGUGGCAGACUCGGUGAUUGUUAUAUUUUUGUGUGCGUCCAUUAUUAAAACCACACACAUAUUCCUAGACAAUUUAAGUGCCUUGUACUGACCACUAUUUAAUACAACUCCCUGAAGAAACUGGCUGUCUGGACCUUCUUUAUUUUCAUUCUAAUCGGAUGACUCCUCAGUGUUCACACCCACCCCGAACUAACUUC
Messenger RNA from Sardina pilchardus (European sardine), 1471 nucleotides. RefSeq lists its product as uncharacterized. Gene Ontology annotation, molecular function: nucleic acid binding. The record is from RefSeq and is a predicted model, not a curated record. The transcript is spliced from 2 exons. Lineage: Eukaryota; Metazoa; Chordata; Actinopteri; Clupeiformes; Clupeidae. The coding region runs from base 118 to 1101 and encodes 327 amino acids. Gene Ontology annotation, biological process: DNA integration.